AUGACUACACAAACAGAAACCUUGACAACUUUGAAGAUUUUGAUUGUUGGCGAAAGUGGAGUGGGCAAAUCUAGGUAGGAUAAUAUAAAUUUUGUCUUGUUUUUGCUUUUUGAACUGUUUCGAAAUUGGUAAACGUUAAUGUUUUGUCUGUUUUAGCUUGAUGCUGAGAUUUGUCGACGACACGUUUGAUCCAGAACUGUCAGCUACGAUUGGUAAGUUGUGUUUUCAUUAAUUUAUUUUGUUUUAGGCGUUGAUUUUCGCGUAACUACGAUGAAUAUCGAUGGGAACAGUGUCAAAUUGGCUAUCUGGGACACGGCUGGUCAGGAACGGUUCAGAACGUUGACUCCUAGUUAUUAUCGUGGAGGACAAGGGAUUAUUUGUGGUAAGAGAGUUGUUUUGAUGGAUAACGUUAUUAAAAAGAUGUAUAACUAGUUUAAUUUGAGUAUUUAUAAGUAAAAACAGGUGUAGUUUUACGGCAAAUUUAAUGUGUAAUUUAGUAAAAGGUUUUAUUUUACGUAAUAAUUACGAUUUUAAUUUGUUUUUAAUAAAAAACUGAUAAUAUCUGGCAAUCAGGUGUAGCACCUAAAAAAAUCUGUUUUGACUACGUAACUUGUAAAUAUAACUUCAAUCCUUUUAGUAUACGAUGUCACAAACCGAGCGACAUUUGACAAGUUGGAACACUGGAUUCUGGAAGUUGAUACAUAUAGUACCAAGUCAGAUUGCAUAAAGAUGUUGGUCGGAAACAAGAUUGAUUCUGCUGCUCGAGAUGUCUCGACUGAAGAAGGGCUUGUUUUUGCUCGAAAACAUCGUAUGUUGUUCAUUGAAGCUAGUGCCAAGACGAGAGAAGGUGUACAGUGUGCAUUUGAAGAGCUUAUUGAGAAGGUAAGUGAACAAGGAGUAAAGGGUCAUUGGUAAUAUAAAAUUAGCUGUUUUUGUGAGAAAAUGGGUUUUAUAUGGCUUUAUAUUUUUGGGAGAGAUAGCUUAGAGUCUUUAGAAGAUAACUUGAGUGGUCGGUUAUUAUUAAAAGAGGUAAAAUAUAUUUUAUUGAGCAAAAAACUUGAGUAAGAUCAUCACUUAUGGGUUCAUAAUAUAAAUCUUUAGAUUUUAUGUUGAUUUCGGGAUUUUUUUUAAAUUUUUUAAAUACUUUCGCUAAAAAAUGUGUGUUGAUUUAGUGUGUUACACGUUUUUUUCGGUCUACAUGAACCUUGUUUCUGUGUUCUUCAACGUUUAGUAGUUUUUUUGCUUAAAAAUAAGUUUUUUAUGUUCAGAAGAGCACGACAGAGCUAAUGAAAUUAAGUAAUUUCUUAACAAAAACGAAAUAUUCGGUAGUUUUUGUGAUUAGUCAUGAUUAGGUUAAAACAGCUAAAGAAAUAACAGAUAAAAGAGAAGUAGUAUAAGAUUAUCUUUGUGAAAUACUUUAACAUAAUGUAAGUUAAGUCAAUUUUGACUAAUUUUUUGAUAAAAAUUAAGUUUUGGGCAUAUUGUUCAUGAUGAAAAAAGUGAAAAACUUGUGAAAUUAACCAUAAAAUGAGCUUACUUGUUACAGUGUAUAAGUAUUGAUUAAGAGGCACAAAUAUUGUAGUAUCGAGAGUGAGACGAAGAAAAAGCAUCGAAAGUCUUGUCUUUUAGGUUUUUAUUUUCAUAUAGCGGGAAAAUUGAUAAAAUUCAUGUUGUUUUGUAUUAUAUUUGGUUUUAGCUGGUUCAUUUUGUUUUUAUGGGGUUUGAAUUAAUCUUUUGAGUUAAAGCUGGGAAUUUUAUAGGUUUUAAUGUAGUCUUUAGUUUGAAGUCAAGUUUAUGGCUUGAAAACAAGCCUAUGCCUUGAAAUUAAGUCUAUGGCAAUUAGGGAGGUAUUAUAAUUUUUUUGAAAUUUUUAAAAAAGUCAAAAACUUUAUUUUGAUCAAAACAUUGUUGUAGAUUCUGCAAACCCCGGGUCUUUGGGAAGGAAACCAAGGCGGCGUACAGCUGCGGAAUUUCACUGACGAAGAUUCACCACAAUGGUGUAAUUGUUGA
Molecule: messenger RNA, 2010 nt
Organism: Bursaphelenchus okinawaensis
Lineage: Eukaryota; Metazoa; Nematoda; Chromadorea; Rhabditida; Aphelenchoididae
Source: the annotation of a GenBank genome assembly